Molecule: messenger RNA, 2108 nt
Organism: Hyposmocoma kahamanoa
Lineage: Eukaryota; Metazoa; Arthropoda; Insecta; Lepidoptera; Cosmopterigidae
Product: protein glass
Exons: 10
Coding region: 253-1740 (495 amino acids)
Biological process (GO): regulation of transcription by RNA polymerase II
Cellular component (GO): nucleus
Molecular function (GO): RNA polymerase II cis-regulatory region sequence-specific DNA binding; DNA-binding transcription factor activity, RNA polymerase II-specific
Source: RefSeq, a predicted model, not a curated record
GCGCAUGCUUUGACCGAUAUGUUUAAUUUAAUUAGUGAUCGGACGAGUGUUUUGUGAAUACUGUGAUUUUUAUUAUAUUUGAAGAGUUUUGUGGCUUUUGGAUCUAUUUUGGAUAAAAAGUCUGGAAUAAUAUAAGGGUACAAAGUCAUGCCAACGCGGGACUACAAGCGUCGGAAAUAACAGCAUCCUAGGAUGCGAGAGGCGUGGACCGCUGCUGCGCGGUAAGAAUGCGCGACUACAGGGGGCGGGGCCAUGGACUGCUACGUGCCCAACAACCCGCAGUUCGGGCUGGCCGAAUGCUGCGGUCACGGCCUCUGCUGCGACUCGCUGCAGUGCACCUGCCUCGACGCUCAGCUCAGGGAGUUCCCCGACGAGGAUUGCUGUCAGCAAGAAAACGAAAACUGCUGCCCAGAAAAUGGCGAAGAUUUAAACGCGUUAAGCGAAUCCAUCGCACCUUGCGAGGUGAACCUCGACGGCGAUGUGAACUCGGCAGAAGGCGUGUGGCCCACAGAAGACAUGGGCUCAUUUUCGCUGCCGCCGCUUGAACUGGAUCCAUUGCCGUCAUUAUUCCCAUUUUCACCUUGCAGCGGAUACAACAGGAACAACGGGGGCGAAUGUAGAGAACGAGGAGGGGGGGAAGCGGCGGACGUCCUUCUCUCCUUAAAGCACGCUGUCGUCCAUAGCGACUGCUCUUCCGAAGCUGUACACCCUCAGAUGAUGGUGAACAGCGGCAGUGGGUACCCGUACUACGAGCACUAUGGCGCCGCGCCGCUCUUCCCUACAAUGAGCGUCAAUGUUUCUAUGAAUAUGACCAUGCAUGGCUGUCCACCAGACCAGCUUUGUUCGCAGGUACAAUGGAAUCAAAACGCAGCACCUCCAUCAGUAAACGUCGUAUACCCCCAAACACAAAAUGUCAUUAAUCCUAAUGCUUAUCCCUCUGCCACGUAUUCCUUUACCGCUGACUUCCGCUCUCCUAACCAAUCUGAUCCUUUAAUUACAGCCACAUCAACUUUUAAACCUUUGCAGCUGCAGAACACGCAAAAACCUAAUUCGAAUUAUCCCCUCUUCUCACAAAAAUCCAAUUUUCCCCAAAAGUCUCUUGGUCCGAACUUGAAAAGGUCUCCGUCAAGAAUUUUUCUGCAAGAAGGGCAGAAGGACAAUCAAAAUAUGGGGAAUGGAUAUAUUUUUAAUCAUCAAGGACAAAUGCAUCCACAAGAAUACGGUUACACUACUUGUGUUAAUGCUACAGCUAAAGUACCUUUGGGUUCAUUAAGUGGUUGCUCAGAAGAUGAUGAACAGAAACCCAAUCUGUGUCGAAUCUGCGGCAAGACUUACGCCAGACCAAGCACACUUAAAACUCACCUUCGCACGCAUUCUGGAGAGCGGCCCUAUAGGUGCGGGGACUGUAACAAGAGCUUUUCUCAAGCUGCGAACUUGACUGCUCAUGUAAGAACUCAUACGGGACAGAAACCUUUUAGGUGUCUUAUCUGUGACCGAAGGUUCAGUCAAAGUUCAAGUGUAACCACACACAUGAGAACACAUUCGGGAGAACGACCAUAUCAGUGCCGUUCUUGCAAAAAGGCGUUUUCAGACAGUUCAACUCUGACGAAACACCUACGGAUACAUUCAGGAGAAAAACCUUACCAAUGCAAACUGUGCUUAUUGAGGUUCUCCCAAUCAGGCAACUUGAACCGUCACAUGCGUGUUCAUGGCAACAUGUCGGGUAGUAUGCUGGGCUGACAUUUGCCGCAGCGUGGCGUGCCCGCUGUUUACAUGUAAAUCCGAAUAUUGUGUAUAAUUGUUAUGUCAAUGGGCUAUCCAUAAAUUAGAGAAGUACGCGACAUUCUAGUUGUGACUAAAUAAAUGGAAGUUGAUGACGACUCUGAUCAUAAUCAGAGUGACAUUAUUGAGUGACAAUCGUUUGUUAUCCGUCAUGUUGUUACUUUAUCUAAUGUAUUGAUGCCGCACAGGCUUACAAAAAAUGUAAUGAGUGAACUAGGUACGUGUUAUUCAGAUCUAAUGUAUUAUUUCCUAUAUUAUAAGUAUUGUAAAUAGGUUGUAAGAAUUAAGCGUUUUUCAUUUUUUAGUUAUAUUUUAAAUUCAAUUUU